GAAGCAAAUCUAGAAGAAGCUAUCGUUCGAUAUACGUAAACCUUUUCGUUUUUCCAAGAACGCGAGAAUCUUCAUUUUGAUAUAUUUACUCUUAAGAAUCUCGCCCCCGACAUUCUUGUCAGGAUCCGAAGUUGACUCAUCAAUGGCUACCGCCACUUCCAUUGUGCGGUACCCAACGGCCCCACUGUCCCGCAAAGUCACUAUCUCCGACCAAAAACCAACGCCAUUCGUUCAAAUCCCCCAAUUUCCUCGAAAACGUUCCCGUUUCACUGGUCUUUUCGCUUCCCUCCACGACAGCGACGGUCGCGACAACAACAACAACAACAACAACAACUUAAGCAAUAAGAUUACGAAGGCCGUAGGGCUGGAGAAGCUUUUCGAUAAUUCCCCUUACGACAUCGUUUCCAAAGACUCUCUUUUGCAUCCCAGGCCACUUUCUUCAACCCAGUUCUCUAAUUUGCUCUCUGAUGAUUCUUGCCUUCGCGUUGCAUAUCAGGGAGUUCGUGGCGCCUACAGCGAAGCAGCUGCUGAGAAGGCCUAUCCAAAUUGUGAAGCUGUUCCCUGUGAUCAAUUUGAUGCUGCUUUUCAGGCCGUUGAAAAGUGGUUAGUGGAUAGAGCUGUAUUACCAAUUGAGAAUUCGUUAGGUGGUAGUAUUCAUAGGAAUUAUGACCUAUUGCUUCGCCAUAGCUUGCAUAUCGUUGGGGAAGUUAAGCUUGCGGUUCGUCAUUGCUUACUGGCCAAUCAUGGUGUCAAAAUUGAGGACUUGAAAAGGGUUCUCAGCCAUCCUCAGGCUCUAGCACAGUGCGAGAACACGUUAACAAAGAUAGGCUUGAGUAGAGAAGCAAUUGAUGAUACUGCCCUUGCAGCAAAGUAUGUGGCUUUCCAAAAACUAAAAGACACUGGAGCUGUUGCAAGUUCUUCAGCUGCAGAGAUAUAUGGACUGAACAUUCUUGCUCAAGAUAUUCAGGAUGAUUGUGAUAAUGUUACUCGAUUUCUAAUGCUGGCCAGGGAGCCUAUUAUUCCUGGCAUGGAGAAGCCAUUCAAGACAAGUAUAGUUUUCUCAUUAGAGGAGGGUCCUGGUGUGCUUUUCAAGGCACUUGCUGUUUUUGCUCUUCGGCAGAUCAACCUUACAAAGAUUGAAAGUCGUCCCCUGAGGAACCAGCCCUUGCGAGCAUCCGAUAACAGCAACAAUGGUUCAAAAUACUUUGACUAUCUUUUCUAUGUGGAUUUUGACGCUUCGAUGGCUGAAGAGAGAGCACAGAAUGCCCUAAGACAUCUAAAGGAGUUUGCAACUUUCUUGCGAGUUCUAGGGAGCUAUCCGGUCGAUACUACCAUGAUAUAAACAAAUUGUUGAUCAUGUGCUUGAAUGUUGAAAGUAAGGUCUGUACUGGUGAAAUGCUUUUACAUAAAUGAAUUAUGUCUAGGAUGAAUGGUGAUUAUCUAGUUUUUGUCCCUCGAUAAACAUUGUCUUGUGGAAGAUAUUGCUGUUGGGUCUCUAAGCAUGUAAAGCUUUGGAUCUGAGACUUUCAUCCUUUUCUGAUGGCUAGUACAAGCUAUUUUGUUGUUGUUGUUAUAGUUGGAUGAGCCUAAAGCUAGCUUUAAUUUGAAGAUAUAUUCACUCACAAUUGUUUAAUAAACUUAGGCAUAGCUUGAAUUUGAGCAUAAUAUUAAAUGCUAAUUUUGCUACACUCAAAAGUGUAGCUUGAAUCCAAACAUGACAAUAAAUGCAAGUUUAGACCUCAAAAGCUGCUAGCCAACCUUACAUAUGUUUGUUUAAGUUUUGGCCAAAUAAGCAUUUUUUUUUAUUAUGUUUGUGACAUAAUCACACUUUUUGGAAACACUAUCCCAACAAGCUUUGAUCGACUCAGUGUGAUAUUCUAUUCCACGUGAGUGCGACUUCCUUAUUAACAAUGUAUUCUAUAGUUAGAUCUUUGCAGUGGACAUUUUGUUUUUUGCUAAAACUAGGAACAGAUGUGGCCAUGGUCAAUAGUAUUCUAGAUGGAUGUUGCAUAUUUUGUUUAUAGACCUUGGGCUUUAUUGAUGCAUUUGAAAGAGAGGGUUAGGAGAGCUUUCUGCUCUUGUUGCUAGCUUACCCGGUUUUAUAUCUAUGCAUAUAGUGGAGACCAACUUAAGGGAGAUGGUUAAACAUUGUUUUGGAGAUUGUUGCAAGACUAAUAUAACAAUUGGAUCUUUCAUACUACUUCCUUUUAGGGAAAGAUUAUUUCUGCGGGAAACAUAUCACCUGCAAUUAUUGCAUUACAAUUAAUUAAUCUAAAUUAAAAAAUGUCAGGUUCAUCUAAAUCUUAUAUGAAGCCCACACUUAUAUGUGGUGAAAUUUUACAUAAUUUUUUAAUAUGAUUGAAUAAUUGUAGGAUUGUAGCAAAAAAAAAAAAUUAUAGGUGAAAUGAAUCUCUGAACAAUCUUGAUGCCAUUGGAAACAAGGAGCAACACCAGUUGUUUACCCUACUAACGGACUCCAAAUUAUCUCCUACCCCUCUGCCUGUAUCUUUCGGGUUCUCUCAAAUACUGGACAAACAUGGUAGCUGUUGCUAUUCAUUAAUCUUUUCCUUCCUUUUUCUACUUUAGGUUCUAAGUUUGAAAUCAUUUGAACCUUUCAUGUUUCUGUUAGAAAAUUUUGCUUAGUAGUAUGCACUGCUAAAUGGUGUCAAGUUUGUUGAGCUUUUUGUUUCUAACACGACUGAUGA
This is a messenger RNA of Durio zibethinus, 2705 nucleotides long. Its product is annotated as arogenate dehydratase/prephenate dehydratase 2, chloroplastic-like. Gene Ontology annotation, biological process: L-phenylalanine biosynthetic process. Gene Ontology annotation, cellular component: chloroplast; cytoplasm. The record is from RefSeq and is a predicted model, not a curated record. Gene Ontology annotation, molecular function: prephenate dehydratase activity; arogenate dehydratase activity. NCBI's taxonomy places the organism in Eukaryota, Viridiplantae, Streptophyta, Magnoliopsida, Malvales, Malvaceae.